CCGCGUCCCCUCAUUCACUCUCACUCAGAACCCUAACUCUCCCUGUCUCUCCCGCUAGCUGUUCUCUCACUUGCUGAUCGCCUCGCCGGCGAGGAAAGCGUGAAUCGCCGGCGACUGCGGCCCUGACUCGGUUCGACUCACCGUAGUCCGUGACUUUCCAGGUUCGAGGAGUCUUUUUUUCUUCCCCUGCGUUUGCGUUUCUUUGUUAUCGGAGUCCCGUAUUGGAAUUGUAUCGUUGCGGGACCUUUCCGCCGCCCGAGCUCUUCUCGCCGUCGUUGGAGCCGUCCGCGUGUCGCCUACUCUGGGGUGAUCUCUCUAAAAUGUGCAGGUGAAGACUUCAUUGAGUUAAGGAAUCGUACAAGAAAAGCAGUGAUGGUGGAAGUGUGGUGGCCUUUGCUUGGAGCGGUGAUACCUGCCAUUGUCAGUGGGCAAGCUUGGAGGAUAAGGAAAAGGCGAGCCGAGGAACAGAGGUUGAAGAGCGUUAGAGGGCGAGAGAAGAGCUCCGAAGAGAUAUUUGUCUGUGAGAGGGUCUGCACUUCAAAGAGGAUGCUGAAGAAGGUCGGCUCAUUUUCCAAAGACCCAACUCCCGAUACUUGUGUCACUGUUUGUGGUGUAUCCCAGCUCGAUGCUUGUGCGGAUGCAUGUGCAAGAACCGUCUGUGUUAAUCAACACCAAGUGCCCAAUUGGAACGAUAUUUGUCUUAGGAGGUGCCAGAGCGAGUGCCUGAGGCUCUCUAAUUCCUCUGAUGCAUCGUAGUAGUCAUGUACUGUACCCUCUUCAUUACUUGUGCAAAUGUCUUAUCGAUCCUUUUCUUAUAUAGAUCAAUUGUCACGAAUCAUGAUUUCUUCCAUGGCAGCUGAGUUGUCUACAAGUAUCCACCACUACUCUCAUGGUGUUGGCAUUUUCUC
Molecule: messenger RNA, 908 nt
Organism: Rhodamnia argentea
Lineage: Eukaryota; Viridiplantae; Streptophyta; Magnoliopsida; Myrtales; Myrtaceae
Exons: 2
Coding region: 373-756 (127 amino acids)
Source: RefSeq, a predicted model, not a curated record